Molecule: messenger RNA, 1183 nt
Organism: Gadus macrocephalus (Pacific cod)
Lineage: Eukaryota; Metazoa; Chordata; Actinopteri; Gadiformes; Gadidae
Gene: pla2g12a
Product: phospholipase A2, group XIIA
Exons: 4
Coding region: 306-881 (191 amino acids)
Biological process (GO): phospholipid metabolic process; arachidonate secretion; lipid catabolic process
Cellular component (GO): extracellular region
Molecular function (GO): calcium ion binding; A2-type glycerophospholipase activity
Source: RefSeq, a predicted model, not a curated record
UCUUUGCGGGCUUAACCAUUUGAGAUAGACUUCUAACUUGAUAACAAAAAAGCAGCACCCUAACUAAUGAUGGGGAGUUGCUUCAAUGUGGGAGGUAGUGUUUAGAAAAUCCGACACGUUGGCGUUUGAUAAACGGCAUUUUCGUUAUGUAAUCAGUACCACGUGAUUACACCGAACCCGGAAACGACUUUACAACUUCAGCAACCUUUGCCACAAUAUUCUUGAAGCGAAUUAGGAAAACAAUAAAGAUGGAAUACUAAUAUAUACUAACAGGAAAAUAUUUGUAGUUGUCAAUCAAGUGCAAUAUGCGCUACUGCGCCUCGAUGGGUGUUUUUGGUUUGUUUUUCUGUGGGGGCCUAUUGCGUGUGUCUAUGUCUAAACAAGAACCCGAAACGCCAGACUGGCGAAAGACUUUAAAAACAAUCCGUAAUGGAGUUCACAAGAUUGAUACAUAUCUAAAUGUUGCGCUGGACCUGUUUGGCGGCUAUGAUGGUUUGUGCCAAUAUAAAUGCACUGAUGGAUAUCAGCCAGCCCCUCGUCCUGGCUACAGACCACCGCCCCCUAACGGCUGCGGAUCUCCACUGUUUGGAUUCCAUUUUGACAUAGGAAUCCCAUCCAUGACCAAGUGCUGUAACCAACAUGACCGUUGUUACGACUCCUGCGGUCGUCAGAAACUUGACUGUGACGAACAAUUUCAAGACUGCCUUGAUACCAUCUGCAGGAACGUGCAACAGACUCUGGGAUUGGCCCAAGGGGUCCAAGCGUGUGAGUCAGCGGUGAUUUUGCUCUUUGAUGCAGUCAUGCAUUUGGGAUGUAAACCUUACCUGGACAGCCAGCGGGAGACCUGCAUUUGUCAGUUUGAGCUGAUGAAGGAGUUGUGACCAACAAAAAAACACUGAAGUGGGCUGUGAAGAGCAGGUGAUUAACUAAAACACUGGAAAAAGGAAACUACAGCUUUUCAAACUUUAAAAAGUAUUACUCAGGGUUUAGUGGUGGGGUAUUUCUGGCAAGUGAAUGUGGAUUAUAAGCAUUACUUUAUUAAUGAUUUAUUUAUGUAUUUAGAUAAUAUUUGAAUUCUACAAAUGUGCAAUAUUGUUUAAAUCGAUUACAUUCAAGUUAAUACAAAUGGUGUAGGACAAUAUCCAAUGGAAAACAGCAAAUAAAUGUUUGUGUGGAAAUACAA